AUGCAAAUUAAUCCAAUAAUAUCACCAAUCUAUUUUGAUGAUAUUUCUGCCGUUCAAACUUAUGCAAGAUAAAAUCACUUGUUACUUUAUGUUUAUAAAAAUACCAUCUAUGAUCUCUCGGAAUUUGCCUACACCCAUCCUGGAGGUCUUAAAGAAAUAUGCACAUACGCUAAUACAAACAUCUCCAAAAUCAUUUUCGACCCCAGAAUACAUAAACAUUCGCCUUUGGCUCUCUUCAAAAUGUCUAAAUUUACAUUCGGAUAUAUUUAACCACAAAAACAAAAAACCUUACUGAAAUCAAAAUCUUCAUAAUCACUACUACAAUAAACAAGGAAGAAUCUCCUCUCCGCUACUGAUCCAGAUUACUUGGCUGUGCCAGAGGAUUGUUGCAUAGAGUAAGUACGAAGCAUCAAAACACAUAGAAGAGUUUAUCAUUCAGACGAAUAAAUGCCAUAAAUCAAAUGA
Paramecium tetraurelia is the source of this 465-nucleotide messenger RNA. RefSeq lists its product as uncharacterized. Gene Ontology annotation, molecular function: fatty acid 2-hydroxylase activity. Gene Ontology annotation, biological process: fatty acid metabolic process. The record is from RefSeq and is a predicted model, not a curated record. NCBI's taxonomy places the organism in Eukaryota, Ciliophora, Oligohymenophorea, Peniculida, Parameciidae. Gene Ontology annotation, cellular component: membrane; endoplasmic reticulum. The transcript has a single exon.